AUGGUGCACGCUAUCCUUCCGAGCCUUGCUGCGCGCUACCUCUCAUACCACAUUCCCUCCAUACCCAUGUCUCUCCGCACCCACCCGUCUUCCCGGCCCCCCCACCCGCCGCCCCACAAUCGCCUCUCCGCUGCAUCUCACCGUCUGCUCCCCGCGCGCGCCAUCUCGCAGGUGACGGACACGCCCAUUCUGAACCCGUCGGGGCAGCUGGUGGGGGUGAUCGGCGUGUCGGCGGACAUCAGCGACAUCAAGCGCAAGGAGGGCGAGAUCCGCGCGCUCAACGCAGCGCUGGAGGAGCGCAUUGUGGAGCGCACGGAGCAGCUGCAGCACAACAGCGAUGCAUCAAGGUCACGAGACUUGGAGCAAUCGAGCAGCCGAACAUCACAGCAGUCGCUGGUGCUGGAGCGGAUCGUGGCGGAGCUGCGCGAGUCGCGCACGGAGGCGGAGUCUGCCAACCGCCUCAAGUCGCGGUUCCUGGCGUCCAUGAGCUACGGGAAUCGUACCCCCAUGAACGGCGUGCUCGGCAUGACGCUGCUGCUGCUGUUGACGCCGCUGUUGGAGGAGCAGCACGGCUUCGUGGAGACAAUCCACAGCAGCCGACACGCGCUGCUGGCCAUCCUAAACGACAUUCAGGAUCUGAGCAAGAUCGAGGCGGUCGAGCUGGAGAUGGGCACUGCGACUUCGGCGUCACCGCGUGCGUCGAGGACAGCGUCAUCCUGCUCGCGGUCGGUGCUCGCGCGCUCAGGAUUUCUCAACGCUCCUAUUGAGGCCUUAUCAACCCUGACUCGCAAUCCUCGCUAG
Molecule: messenger RNA, 801 nt
Organism: Closterium sp. Naga37s-1
Lineage: Eukaryota; Viridiplantae; Streptophyta; Zygnematophyceae; Desmidiales; Closteriaceae
Source: the annotation of a GenBank genome assembly